GUCACUUUUUCUCUAACUCACCUAAUAGUUCACCUCCAUUGAUCUGCCUAUAAAAAGGGAACACUUCUUCAACACAUUAUGUGCAACCAAACUUAAGAGAUCAAUAUCAUAACUAUCAUAUUAAUUGCUUUCUUUCUUCAUCAAAUCAUUCCAAUAUGGAUGGAAAGAUGAGUUGGGCAGUUGGUAAUACUGUUGACUAUAAAGGGUUCCCAGCGGACAGGUCUAAGACCGGUGGUUGGGUGCCAGCAGCUCUGAUUCUAGGGAUUGAAGUAUCUGAAAGGCUUUCAACAAUGGGAAUAGCAGUGAACCUUGUGACAUACUUGGGUGGCACAAUGCAUUUGCCAAGUUCAACUUCAGCCAAUAUUGUCACUGAUUUCAUGGGAACUUCUUUCCUCCUUUGCCUUCUCGGUGGCUUCCUCGCAGAUUCAUUUCUCGGAAGAUACAGAACUAUCGCCAUCUUCGCCAUUAUUCAAACACUAGGAACAGGAUCACUAGCAAUUGUGACAAAACUUCCAAAACUAAGGCCAACACCUUGCCAUACUCAUAUAGUGAGCAACUGCAAGCAGGCCAGUGAAUUCCAAAUGGGCGUUCUCUACUUAGCUCUUUACAUUAUCGCCCUAGGAACGGGAGGCCUGAAAUCGAGCGUAUCAGGAUUCGGAACAGACCAAUUCGACGAGAAAGAUGAGAAAGAGAAGACUCAAAUGGCCUAUUUCUUCCAGAGAUUUUUCUUCUUUAUCAGCAUUGGAACUCUGACAGCUGUAACGGUUCUUGUUUACAUACAAGAUGAGGUCGGGCGGAGCUUGGCUUAUGGGAUUUGCUCUAUUUCAAUGGCUGUAGCGAUCGUGAUCUUUCUUUCGGGUAGUAGAAGAUAUAGGUAUAAGAAGAGCACGGGCAGCCCCAUUGUUCAAAUUUUACAGGUUAUUGCAGCUGCCAUUAGGAAGAGGAAACUUGAAGUUCCUUAUGAUGUUACCUUGUUGUAUGAAAACACGCCUCAUGAAUCAAGAAUAUAUCACUCUGAUCAAUUCAGUUUGUUGGACAAGGCAGCAGUUGUAACAGAAGAGGACAUGGAAGGGAACAACAGUUCGAAUCCUCCGAAUCCAUGGAAGCUGUGUACGGUAACAAGAGUGGAGGAGGUGAAGAUGAUGGCGAAGCUUCUUCCUGUGUGGGUAACGACCAUCAUGUUCUGGACGACUUAUGCCCAGAUGAUCACAUUUUCGGUGGUGCAAGCUUCCACCAUGGACAGAUCAUUAGGAAGCUUCAAGAUUCCGGCUGGCUCUCUUACUGUUUUCUUUGUAGCUGCAAUCCUAAUCACACUUGCCUUCUAUGAUCGCCUCAUCAUGCCACUUUGGAAGAAAUGGAAGGGCAAGCCAGGGUUCACUAGCUUGCAAAGGAUGGCCUUGGGACUUAUCCUCUCGGGUUUAGGAAUGGCAGCUGCAGCCAUAGCCGAAAUGAAGAGAUUAUCAGUAGCCCACGACGUUGGUUUAGCAACGGCCACCGUUCCGGUGUCGGUGUUCCUACUGAUCCCACAGUUCUUUCUAGUGGGAGCCGGAGAAGCCUUUAUCUACACAGGGCAACUAGACUUCUUCAUAACUCAAUCACCGAAAGGAAUGAAGACAAUGAGUACAGGCCUGUUCCUAACGACUCUAUCUCUAGGGUUCUUCAUGAGCAGCUUCUUGGUGUCGGUGACGAAGAAGGUAACCGGAGGCGGUGGACGGGAAGGAUGGAUUGCGGAUAACAUUAACUUCGGAAGGCUUGACUUGUUCUACGCUCUGUUAACUAUUCUGAGUUUAUUGAACUUUCUAGUAUACUUGUUAUUUGCCUCAUGGUACAAGCCACAAAAGGUGCAGGACAAUGGUAGUGGCGUGGAAAUGGAAGGUUUGGCCAAUGGGUCUCAUCAUGGAGAAGAGAAAUGCUAGCUUUUGCUGGUCCCCAUGGCGGGCUUUUUCUUCUUUUUAUGUUUCUGUUUCUUCUUGAUUAUAAUUGGUUGCCUAGUGUCGAAAGGAGUAUGUAUUAUUGUAUAAUUGUGUCUGUUAUUAAGAAGUUAAUUUAUCAUUUUCAU
Messenger RNA from Impatiens glandulifera, 2059 nucleotides. RefSeq names its product protein NRT1/ PTR FAMILY 6.2-like. Gene Ontology annotation, molecular function: transmembrane transporter activity. Gene Ontology annotation, biological process: transmembrane transport; oligopeptide transport. Gene Ontology annotation, cellular component: membrane. The record is from RefSeq and is a predicted model, not a curated record. NCBI's taxonomy places the organism in Eukaryota, Viridiplantae, Streptophyta, Magnoliopsida, Ericales, Balsaminaceae. The coding region runs from base 156 to 1916 and encodes 586 amino acids. The transcript is spliced from 6 exons.